AUGUCCCAACCCACGAUAACGGGCAAGACGAAAGUAUUUGAUUUCUUGAAUGAUCAAAUAGAUUCCAUUUCCCUACAGAAAACCCUCAAGUUAAAUCAUAUAAGAAAUUUGAAUUUACCUUUGAAUGAAAUAAUCGAAUACAUUUAUCAGUUUUUGAAUUCAUUUGAUCCUCCUUUCGAAAUCGAAAAGUUAUCUUUGAGUCAUAAUCAGCUUGAUGAGUUACCUUUGAAUAUCAAAUUGUUAUCAAAACACGUACGAUAUCUCGAUUUACAUGAUAAUUAUUUCAAUGAAGUUCCUAUUGAAUUAACUGAUUUCAACUUGGAAUUCUUGGACUUGUCCAAUAACAGGUUAAACUACUUAUCCAAAACACGAAUGUCGAAACUUCAAAAUCUAAAAUUGAUCAAUUUAAAGAAUAAUAAAUUUAAAUAUCUCCCUCCAGUAUUAGGAGAAUUACCUUAUUUGAACUUAAUAGAAGUUGCUAAUAACCCAUUGGUAUUUCCAUCAAUGGAGAUGAUCAAUAAGUUCCAGAAACAAACGUCGGUGGAUUGGGUUAAAGAGUUGAAACAAUUUUUGAUAACGAAUUCUUCAGUGCUAGAAUCUAAGAUUUAUGAGUCUUUAGCAGCACCUGCCAUUUCAGCAAGUACUACACCACAAAUAUCUCGAAGUAAAUCCAUUUCUGAAACCAAAACCAAAGCUUCGAAAGCUGCUAGAAGAAUGGGGUUGAUUAUUAAAAAACCCGAAGAAGAGCAAUCCAAUUAUAAUAAUAAUGAUUUUCCAUCACCAUUGAAUUUACCAAAUUCCUCAUCAUCUAUUGAUACCUCAUUUGCCAUGAGUCCUCAAGUCUCAAAUGUUGGUACCACCACUACCACCACAGCUAUAAGUACAUCAUCAUCCAAUCCUCAUCUGCAAACGAGUUCACCUCCUUUAACACCAACCAUCAAACCGCGUUCUCGUUCCAAUACUUUGGUGGAAAUAGAUAAAAUGUUAGAUGACGAAGAAGAUGAUCAUAAGUCAGGUGCUUAUUUCCGAAGAUUAUCAACAUUAGCUGAAGUUCCAGUAGAUGAAAUAAUUUCUCACAAUAGAAAACCAAAAUCAAAUCCUCCAAAUGUACCAUUACCUUCAUUUCAAUCAUCAGCCACUCCAACGACUUUCACUAAUGCUAAUAAUUCGUCUACUUCUUCCACAACAGUGACUAAUGGAUCAUCAGCAACUUUGAAUGGGUCUUCAAGCGUAAAUAAUGGAUCCAGUUCUAAUUUCGGUACACCUUCCGCCAGUCAACUACCUCAAUUUGAUUCUCCUAAGAAAAAACUGGAUGAUUUGAUUCAUGUAAGUAGGAAAGUAUUGUUCGCUUUCAGUGAAUUGCAUUCAUCUAUAAGGAGAUUCAGUGGAUUCUGUUCCGAUAAAAAGAUUACUAUCAAGAUGGUUUCUUUAUUAUACACUGCCAAAUCCAAUAUUGAUAGUCUUGUGGAGGCUUUAGAAUUAGAAGAAGAUACUCUCAAUGGUCAAGAUAAGAUUUCUGAAUGUUUACAUUCAUGUAUUACAUCAUUUAAAUCCAUCAUGUCAGUUUUAGGAGACAAUUUCCUCCAAUUUACAGCUAAAAUUGACGUUUGUUUCAUAAGAAUGUUAUAUUUAACGAUAUUUGGAGCUUUUAAUGAACUUUUCAAUGCUUAUAAGAUUCUCAAUAAAGAUAGGAAGAUCGGACUUAGUAUCAACACAUCUUUGAAUACUAUGCAUGGGUCAUUAUUAUCUGCUAGUGCCAUGUCAAGUACCCAAGAAUCAAACGUCAAUGUCGAUAAUGUAGAGGAUGUUGAUGAACAAUUAUACCAAUCCAUUGAAAUUGCAUCCACUAAAGCUCAAGAUGUUUUCGGGGAAUUGACUCGGGCUAUAAGUAAAAGUGCCAUCGCCAGUGCACAGGAUUCUAAUUCUGAAAUAAGUUCAUCAUUAGCAGCUAAAGUUAAAGAUUUGACCACAGUUUGUGUAACUUCCAUGGACAUCAUCAAGCAAUUACGUACUAAAUUGAUCACUAUUAGAAAUAAUCCUAGUUUCACCACCAAGAAAUUAUUUUGGGAUGAUAUCAAUAUGUUCUUGAAAACCAUUAUUCAAACAUUUUCUUCUGUGAAGAAUUUGAUGAAGGAUUUACCCAUUUUGAACGAUAUCAGAUCAUCCAUGGCUAAAUUAACCAAAUCAACCAAAGAUGUCACCAUAUUGUUAGAAGCAUCAUCAUAUAAAGCUAUUGAUUCAUCACAAACUCAUCCUCCACCUUUGGCCCUGAUACCUAGUGUUUCAAAUAUCUUUACUCCAUUAUCAGCUCAUCCAAAUCAUCAUUUACAUGCAUUAGGUCUGCAGGUGAAUUUAUCAGCUAUGCAACCUCCGGUUAGGACUCCUUUAGUGGCAGCAUUAGGUCCUGCGGCUCAAGCUAUAAUGCCAUUAUCGGAACCAACCACUGUUCAUAGUUUGAAUCCUCCUCAUGUACCGGGAAGUCCAACCAUAAGUCCGCAAGUUAAUGAAACUUCAGGUCAAUAUUUCGCUAACAAUGGUAUAAAUCCUUUUGAUGGUUUAAUCAUGGCUAAUUCAGGUAAUCGUGAAACCACCAAUAAAGAUAAAGAAGAUCUGUAA
Messenger RNA from Yamadazyma jaroonii, 2616 nucleotides. The record is from the annotation of a GenBank genome assembly. Lineage: Eukaryota; Fungi; Ascomycota; Pichiomycetes; Serinales; Debaryomycetaceae.